CGAGAUCCAUUAGUCUAUCCUGUUGGCUCCUGGUGAAAGGUCGUCUCCGUGAGCGGCGGGUGACAGGCCCUCGGUUUGGGGACGCUAGCGAAGGCGUUGCAGUUGCUGGCGAAGAGCUGAGGAUACGACUCACAAUGAUUAGUAAAUUGGACGAUCUUCUGACGCACAUUGGCACGGGAAAAUGGAGCUACAUGCAUAUCCUCCCCCUCUGCUACUCCUUUUGGAUCGUCGUCAUGCAAGCAAUGAACGGCGCAUUCAUGGCACCCAAGCUGAAUUUCUCGUGCCGCCCACCCGCCCACGCCGUUGACCGAGCCACGCCCAUCUCCGCCCUUAAUGAGUCCGUGAUACUCAGCAAUGUGACGCAAGACUGUGCCUAUUCUGCCGAGGACCCUGUGACGGGAGAGGUCGAGGAGCAAAAAUGCACCGAGUGGGACUUCGACAACUCCACCUUCAGCUCCACGGUGACGUCGGAGUUCGAGUUGGUGUGUGGGUGGGAGUACCUGCGGGCGCUGUACACGAGCAUCUACAUGUUUGGCGUUUUCUUCGGUUCUCCUUUGAACGGGUUCCUGGCUGACAACCAUAGAGGUCGCCGAACCCCGCUUCCGCACCGCCCUCGGCAUCAUGCUGUUCAUCCCUUGGGCCAUGGGCGAGAUGUUCCUCGGAGGGUUGGCCUAUCUCAUCAGGGACUGGAGGACACUGCAGCUCACCGUGUCCGUCAUUGGGGUGGUGAUGCUGCCCUUCUUCUGGUUCAUGGACGAGUCGCCUCGCUGGCUGGCCGUGAGAGGAGAUCACGACCGAGCUGUGAAGAUCCUGCAGAAGGCCGGGAAGUGGAACAAGGUGUCUCUCCCUCCUGAAAAUGAGGUCAUGGCGCUCAUGAGGCAAGAACUUCCUCCAACGAAAGUGAAGUGCGAGGAUAGAGGUAUGAAGACUGUAGUGAAAUCCUUCUUCCAAAACGCUGCCAUUCUCUUCAGCUACCUGGUGUUGGCCAUGGUCUACUACGGCCUCUCCCUCAGCGGCGGCAACCUCAGCAGCGACCCCUUCGUGUACAUGGUGCUCUCGGGCCUCAUGGAGAUCCCCGCGUACACCGGCGCUUAUCCCUUGGUGGCGAAGUUCGGCCGAAGGAUCCCGACGGUGAUGUGCUGCUUCGUGAGCGGGGCGGCGCUGCUCGUGCUCACCGGCGUGCCCAAGGGCUACUCCACCGUGAUCGUGACCCUCGCUCUGGUGGGCAAGAUGGCGAUCACAGCCGCCUAUCAGAUCGCCAUCUUCUUCUCCUCCGAGCUGUUCCCGACGGAGGUGCGCAGUCGUGGCGUUGGGACCUGCUUCAUGCUCUCCAGGGUUGGCUCCAUGGCCGCUCCCUUCAUUACGGACUUCUUGGGAUCUGCAUAUCCCGCGUCGCCGUCUAUAGUGUUUGGUGUGGCAUCGCUGCUGGCAGGCACGGCAACGCUGGCACUCCCGGAGACCCUCGGUGUGGCACUGCCUGACACCAUUGCACACCUGGAGGAGAGGAACAUCGGUGCCACGAGCAGCUGCUGCAAAUGGAUGCGAAGGCCAAGUGAGAAAGAAGAACAGCAGGCAGAAAAAUUAUAUUCAGAGAAGCAAGAGGCAAAAAUAUGAUAGGAAAUGAACAUUCAUAUUUCAUUAUCAAGAGAGAGUAAUAGCCUGUACGAAUUUGAAUUAUGUGUUAACAGAUGCAUUUUGUAACCUGUCUAUAUGCAUAAUGAUGUAUCUACACGCAAAUACACACCCAUACUCAU
Penaeus monodon (black tiger shrimp) is the source of this 1754-nucleotide messenger RNA. Its product is annotated as organic cation transporter protein-like. Gene Ontology annotation, molecular function: transmembrane transporter activity. The record is from RefSeq and is a predicted model, not a curated record. Gene Ontology annotation, biological process: transmembrane transport. Gene Ontology annotation, cellular component: membrane. Lineage: Eukaryota; Metazoa; Arthropoda; Malacostraca; Decapoda; Penaeidae.